GGGGGGGUCUGUUUGUAGUACUCUCAGUCCUGAUGUCACAGGCGCGGCAAGGACAUCGCAAGGAGGAGUCGGAUUACAGUAAGGAUGGGCAGUGCAGCAGGCAGCCGGAGCGCACGCUCCAGCCGCCGGGGAUCGUAGCCCGGGAAAGGCAGCCUGCAAGGCGCUCAUCCCGCGGAGGACGCACGCUCAGCGCUCGCAGCUCUCCGCGCCGGGGACAUUUCCGCCGAAUGUAGCAUGAAACGACUCUGCUCUGCGUGUCAGCCUUGGGUGCGAGCUGAUGCUGAAGACGCCGCGGUGGGGUUCCAGCUGUCUGAUUAAUGAGAAACAUAAUGUAUUUUGGUGGUACAUGCCAGAGCCCCGCUCUCCCAGCCCUGGUCCGUCCACCAGCCCCUCCUCUGCAGCCUUCGCUGGAUAUCAAACCCUUUCUUCCCUUUCCUCUGGACACUGCAGCCGCAGUCAACCUCUUCCCCAAUUUUAAUGCGAUGGACCCGAUUCAGAAAGCUGUAAUAAAUCAUACAUUCGGGGUUCCUCUUCCUCAUCGAAGAAAGCAAAUCAUAUCAUGCAACAUUUGCCAGUUGAGAUUUAAUUCCGAUAGCCAGGCUGCGGCCCACUACAAAGGCACGAAACAUGCCAAGAAGCUCAAAGCACUGGAAGCCAUGAAAAAUAAGCAGAAAUCUGUAACUGCCAAGGACAGCGCAAAGACUACCUUCACCUCCAUCACUACCAAUACCAUCAAUACCAGCUCUGACAAAACAGACAGUACCGCAGGGACACCAGCAGUUUCAACGACAACUGUGGAAAUUCGCAAAAGCAGUGUUAUGACAACUGAGAUCACCUCCAAAGUGGAAAAAAGCCCCACGACAGCCAGUGGCAAUAGCUCAUGUCCUUCCACGGAGACUGAGGAAGAAAAGGCAAAACGGCUUCUUUACUGCUCACUCUGCAAGGUUGCCGUCAACUCUGCCUCGCAGCUGGAGGCACACAACAGUGGUACUAAGCACAAAACCAUGCUAGAAGCUCGGAACGGAAGCGGAACUAUCAAAGCCUUUCCUAGGGCAGGCGUGAAAGGCAAAGGACCAGUUAAUAAGGGAAACACAGGUCUGCAAAACAAAACGUUUCACUGUGAAAUCUGUGAUGUGCACGUCAACUCGGAAACACAACUUAAACAGCACAUUAGCAGUAGAAGGCACAAAGACAGAGCUGCUGGGAAGCCCCCGAAACCUAAAUACAGUCCUUACAACAAACUACAGAAGGCAGCACAUCCUCUGGGGGUAAAAUUAGUAUUUUCAAAAGAAACUUCAAAGCCAUUGGCUCCACGAAUUCUACCAAACCCACUGGCGGCAGCAGCCGCUGCUGCUGCAGUGGCCGUGAACUCCCCCUUCAGUCUCCGAACUGCUCCAGCGGCCACACUGUUCCAGACCUCGGCCCUCCCGCCAGCACUCCUGCGGCCAGCUCCCGGACCUAUUCGGACCGCCCACACUCCUGUGCUGUUUGCUCCUUACUGAGUUCCAAAUGGGAGUACUUGUACUGCAAUAAUUUUUCAAAAAACAAACAAAAAACA
Molecule: messenger RNA, 1558 nt
Organism: Enhydra lutris kenyoni (northern sea otter)
Lineage: Eukaryota; Metazoa; Chordata; Mammalia; Carnivora; Mustelidae
Product: zinc finger protein 385D
Exons: 8
Coding region: 318-1502 (394 amino acids)
Cellular component (GO): nucleus
Molecular function (GO): nucleic acid binding; zinc ion binding
Source: RefSeq, a predicted model, not a curated record